This is a messenger RNA of Vigna angularis (adzuki bean), 742 nucleotides long. Its product is annotated as NAD(P)H-quinone oxidoreductase subunit L, chloroplastic. The transcript is spliced from 5 exons. Gene Ontology annotation, molecular function: oxidoreductase activity, acting on NAD(P)H, quinone or similar compound as acceptor. The record is from RefSeq and is a predicted model, not a curated record. Bases 39 to 611 code for a protein of 190 amino acids. NCBI's taxonomy places the organism in Eukaryota, Viridiplantae, Streptophyta, Magnoliopsida, Fabales, Fabaceae.
AGUGAUAAGGAAGCAAAGUGAGAGAAGUGGAAAGAAAGAUGAGGUGCUCAUUCAGCCUCCAUGUUCCCAAAGCUCUUCCUCCUCUUCCCAUUUCCUCCAUUGGGACAACUUCUCUCUUCUUUGCUUCCAAGCACAAAAACACAACUAGGCCUUCCCAAUCACUAUCUGUCUCAUGCUGCACCCACAAACCAGAUAAUCAUCUCACUUUUAACUAUACCAAUUUCGCACUGCAUUUCGGAACACUCUUGGCCUUGGCGGAGCAGCCAGUGUUAGCAGUGACAGGAGAGAAUAACCGGCCAGAACUCUCCUGGGUUUUGACACAAUGGGGGAUUGGUAUGUUUGUUUAUUUCCUUGUGGUGCCACCAGUAAUCAUGAUAUGGCUUUGGAAAAGAUGGUAUAGAAGAGGGUUGCUGGAGAUGUAUCUGCAAUUCAUGUUUGUCUUCAUUUUCUUCCCCGGGGUUAUUCUUUGGGCACCAUUUUUAAACUUCAGGAAAUUCCCACGAGACCCUGACAUGCAGUACCCUUGGUCUGUACCUGAAGAUCCUUCAAAAAUCAGAAGUUCAUAUUCAAAGUACCCAUAUGCCGAACCUGAAGAUUAUGAUAAUCUAUAAAUCUGGACUAAAACACAACAAAGCAGCUGUUCUAUGGUAAUUCUAGAAGUUUAGUUCACCAAAACUUUGUUGUAAAUGUAUAAUUAUACCUAUUUUUCUGCUGUCUAUUACAAAAUGAAUAUUCAAUGUCA